Molecule: messenger RNA, 666 nt
Organism: Entamoeba dispar SAW760
Lineage: Eukaryota; Evosea; Mastigamoebida; Endamoebidae
Exons: 1
Coding region: 1-666 (221 amino acids)
Source: RefSeq, a predicted model, not a curated record
AUGUCUGAAGAGAGGAGUGAUGAUUACAGUAGAAAAACAAUAGUUAAAUCUGUUAUUGAUAAAGAGACCUUAAGGAAUAGAAAAAGAAUAUCAAGAAAUGGCGAAAGUACAGUAACAAAUAGCGUUAUAUAUACAUUAAUAAUGAAAGCAGGGGCAAUUGUUACUUUCAGAAAAAGUAAACGAACAAAACAAACAAUAAAAAUGUUACUACCAGAGACUGUAGUGUUGAACAAUACAACUUAUGAUCAGUCAUCAAUUGCUAAACUUAAUUCACAAUUUAUGAAGGAAACCUUGAGUGAAGAACCUGUUUCUGUUGACAAUAUGAAUAAUAAACAGUAUAAUAGAACUCGUGAAGCUCAAAUUUGUAAUGGAUUAUUAUAUCUUUUAAGAUCUUUAGGAUAUUCAUUUACAAUAAGAAAAACAAAACGUGCAAAAUUAACUGAACAACUAGUUAAAAUUAGUUCGAUUAUUCUUACUUCAGGAGAGACAGUACCUAUGGAACGUUUAAUAGAAAUUGGGAUUUCCUUUCAAAGUGCUGUUGAAAACUUAUUUGGAAGAAACCAAACUGUUUUAAUAAAUAGUAGUAUUCUUUCAAAAUAUUCAAUUCCAUCCCUAGAACAGUGUAUUUCUAAACCGAAUACACCUAGCCAAUAUACCUCAAAAUAG